AUGUCCAAGAACAGACGAAAAGAGAUACAGCAGAAACAAUCGCUCCAAGCUCAGUUCCAACUAGCUCUUUCCCAAAGCGAAAAACGAGCAUUAUCAUGGUUACAACCAUGUCGAUCUACAAAUCCAACACCAGAGACCAAUGAUGACGAUUCAUUUAUGAAUCUUCCUGUUAUCUCCCAGGGUGCUGGGCUAUCUAGCAAAAAUGGCAGCAGUAGUACUAUUGGUGAGUUUUUAAGUUCCGAUUUGAAGAGUACCAAACAACAGCAACAGGUGAAGGAGAUGAGGAAACCUACAUCCAAGCCCAUGAUGGCAUUAAUGAACAAGAUGAGGAAUACUCUGCGUGAAACAGUGCGGAAAAAAGUGGAGAGAGUGAAACAAGAGGUGAAGCAAGCCGACAACAACGACGACGACUCCGAUGAUGAAGAAAUUUCUCAGCUUCGAGCACGAUCAGUAAAGAAAACUACGGGUGGUAUACUACAGCAUAAAAUUAAAAAAUCAGGUCGUCCAUUUUAA
Molecule: messenger RNA, 513 nt
Organism: Spathaspora passalidarum NRRL Y-27907
Lineage: Eukaryota; Fungi; Ascomycota; Pichiomycetes; Serinales; Debaryomycetaceae
Exons: 1
Coding region: 1-513 (170 amino acids)
Biological process (GO): ribosomal small subunit biogenesis
Cellular component (GO): 90S preribosome
Source: RefSeq, a predicted model, not a curated record